Molecule: messenger RNA, 1715 nt
Organism: Diatraea saccharalis (sugarcane borer)
Lineage: Eukaryota; Metazoa; Arthropoda; Insecta; Lepidoptera; Crambidae
Source: the annotation of a GenBank genome assembly
UUCAUUAUUAAAACACGUCUACUUGUUGUAACAUAUUGCAUGGGCCAAUCCACCAAAAGAAACCAUGAACAGAGGCGUUAUGAGCAAAUUUUCCAAAACUGCCCGAAGUUUUUUUUAUUUAUUUUUUAUUAAGGAACAAACAGUUUCAACAAAAAAAACAUAAAAAGAUAUAAACCUACAUAUGCAUUUACAAAUCUAACAUAAAGAAACGGUAAACAACAUAAAAGAUCAAACAUAAAGAAUAUAAUACAACAUUUAAGCAUACCCACUCAAGCAUUUCGAUCAGACAGGUGCACGCGCAGUGCGCGACGGGUCAUAAAAAAAAAACAAAAGAAAUUAAUAAUUUACUGAAAGGUUUUGAAAGCUUUCAGGAAAAUUUCUUCAGAAAAAUAAACUUUCGCAGCAAUUUUCAUCUCUAUUAAAAAAAUAUCAAAAGAAAUUAAUAACAUACUGAGAAGUUAUGAAAGUUUUAAAAAAAAUUCCUCAGAAAAGGAAACUUUCGCAGCAAUUUUCAUCUCUAUAAAUAAAUUAAUUUACGACUUCCAGAUUAUUAUUCCAGAUUUUGAAACUGCUAGAUUUUAUGUAUUGAUAAAAAAUCGGUAUUUGUUCGAAUUAAAGGUUUUUUUUUUAAACUCACCUUGUUGAUAACAAUUUAUCCAUAGUGAAAAAUAAUUUAACAUUUACUCUUUGGAAAAUUGUUUUUUUUUUAAAUUGACAAUUUGUUCUUUGUUGACAAAAAGAACAACAAAAUCACGUUUGUUUGUAGUGUUUUGUUGUAGUGUUUCUAUAGUGUAUUUAAUUUAUUUUUGACCAUAUUGAAGGCGUUCUUUAUUUUUCCCUGUUCUUAAAAAUGUUUUACCUUAUUGGUUUAGGAUUAGGUGAUGCCAAGGAUAUAACCGUAAAAGGAUUAGAAAUAAUAAGGAAAUGUGAUAAAGUUUUGCUAGAAGGUUAUACCUCGAUUCUUACUAUUGGAAAAGAUGCUUUGGAACAGUUUUAUGGAAGACCCUUAGUGAUUGCUGAUCGGGAAUUAUGUGAGAGUGGUAUAGAUGACAUAUUAGAAGAAUCAAAGGAGAAAGAAAUUGCACUACUUGUGGUUGGUGAUCCUCUAGGGGCUACUACACACACAGAUAUGCUGCUACGAGCUAAACAACUAGGUGUUAAAUCACAGAUAGUCCACAACGCUUCCAUUAUGAAUGCUGUCAGUUGCUGCGGAUUACAGUUAUACAACUUUGGAGAAACUGUUUCAAUUCCAUAUUGGACAAAUACUUGGAAACCUGACAGCUUUUUUGAAAAAAUACUGAAUAAUUACUCGAGAAAUUUGCAUACUCUAUGUUUAUUAGAUAUCAAAGUAAAAGAACCUACUGAAGAAUCACUAACAAAAAAGGUACGUCAGUACAUGGAUCCAAAGUUUAUGUCGGUUAAAGAAGCAUCAGCACAAUUAGUUGAAAUUAUUGAAAAUAAUCCAGCUUCGGGAAUAAGUAAAACUUGUAGUGCGGUUGGACUAUGCAGAGUGGGAGCCAGUGACCAGAGAAUAGUUGUAAAAUCGUUAGAGGAGAUGCAACAUUUUGAUCUUGGGCCGCCACUGCACAGCCUAGUCAUUCCUGCACCUGAACUGCAUCCGCUGGAAGCUGAUUAUCUAAGUCAAUUUAAAUAAAAUAAAGAUGUUUGUUUAUUUUGACAGUUUUAUUCUUUAUUUCAAAGAGAUAAUUUCAAUA